Molecule: messenger RNA, 972 nt
Organism: Aureobasidium subglaciale EXF-2481
Lineage: Eukaryota; Fungi; Ascomycota; Dothideomycetes; Dothideales; Saccotheciaceae
Exons: 3
Coding region: 1-972 (323 amino acids)
Source: RefSeq, a predicted model, not a curated record
AUGGAACUCCCGAAAACCCAUUCAGGCUCAGACUUGGCUGUGCCUCUGAUCAAGAAUGAAUCGCCCUGCGCUCAUGCUGUGGAAGACGCUGAGGAUCAGGUGAAUCAGAAGGACCUCGACUUACAGAUUCUGAGGGCUCAACUCAAACAAUUUGACGACGACACCCAGCGACUGAAUCGCGCCAGAAAGACAGACAAACAAAAGCUGGAGGAACUAAGGACUGAGAACGAACGUCUCGCGUAUGAGAACGAGGAGCUCGUGAAACAGAGUCAUGAACGUCAAUAUCAGUCUGGACAACACAAUGUGACGGAAGUCAUGGAGGAACAUGAACUGAUCAUGCAACUUGGUGGCUUCGAGCAGGUCGUCAAAUUCUUCGACAAAACACAGGAACGCGGUGGUGUUCGUAUGCUUGAGAGAGAGCACAAUCUAAUCUGUAAGCUUGGAGGUUACAAGAAGGCCAAGCGAAAGAUUAAGCCCUUGCGAACUUGCAACGCUCAUGCCGAGGUCGAGAGAUUGACGCAAGAGCUACAAAACUACACACGAAAAGGAGAGCGGUACGAAAACUUCUUCCGGGAACGUGGUUUACGCCGUCCACGUAACAAUUGUUCGCUGGAAUCGUUCUUGCAAAUGUCACACCAAGAUCUGGCCCAUCGCGCUUGGUCGAUCAGAGACCAAACGAAAGCGAUCGCGACCGAACUUUUGAAUGAAUUCGAUCAUCAGAGAGAGCAUGUCCAGCGUCUGCAGACAGAAAGGGAAGCCUUUACGCAGAUGCUUCGUCUUCGAGAAACUCGUCUCACUCAGCUCUCCUUGAACCAUGCGGCCGAUAUCAGAAUCAUGGUUCAACAAGUCUACAGUGCCCCAUCGACAGUAUCGUCUGUCCAGAUCCAUGCGAAUGCAAUCCUGGAAGCGGCAAAAGCUAGCGUAACAAAGCAAAUGCGCCAGGCACGAGCCUCCGACUCGCCAGAGACAUAG